Rhizophagus irregularis DAOM 181602=DAOM 197198 is the source of this 850-nucleotide messenger RNA. NCBI's taxonomy places the organism in Eukaryota, Fungi, Glomeromycota, Glomeromycetes, Glomerales, Glomeraceae. The record is from RefSeq and is a predicted model, not a curated record.
AUAAAAUUUACAUCUUUUCAUUCCGAAUCAUUGAAUUAAAAUUAUUAUUUAUUAUUUUAUCGAACGCAAUCACAAAUCAAUGGCUCAAAGAGUACAAUAUCAAAACAUUUUAGAAGAAACGUAACCUCCAUUAAUAUAUAUCAGUAACCGUAAACUUUUGGAAAUAUUUUCACAUCCAUUAUCUCAUGAUACAUUUUGGCCACUAUUUACCGUCAUCAAUAUAAAUACAAGUUCUUUAGAAAAAUUAUUUCAAAAUAAACAGCAGUUUUUGUUUCUUUUUACAUCUUAGCUGAAUUAUGAAGGAACUUAUUAUCUUUUUCUUUUUCUGCUUUAGAAUUCUAAACCUUCAAUUAGGUUCGUUUAUUAAUUUGGGUAUUAAAGUGUUAUUCUCCAGUGUAACAAAGACAUAUUUUUCAAUUAAAAAAAAAUUAUUAGAAAUUUCAUACUAUGAAAUUAAGUGUUCUUUAUGUUUUUAUUUUACAAAUUAUUAUUUCUAUUAUAUUUUUUUCACGUUAAAAUUGUUGUGAUUGAAAAUAUUUGGGUGGCUUUCUAAAAUAGUUGUUCAAAAUGCUCCUCAUAAAACAAGAGGAAAAAUUUACGUAAUUACAAAGAAAGUGUGCUCACGUUGUUAAAGUUAUUAAACCUUGCUAAAGACUUAAAAAGUAAUAAAUAAAACUUAUUUCUAGCAAAAAAUUUUCAGCCCACUUAUUACUAUGUAUCACCUUACAUGGAUUAUUUAAAAUACCCGGAUAUAUCGUACUUAUUUCCGUACAUAAUACUCAAUACUUUAUAAACUACAAUAUUUCCAAAAUUUUUUUCUUUUUCUUCUUUUUUAGAAAUGUAGUAAAUA